Chlamydomonas reinhardtii is the source of this 6080-nucleotide messenger RNA. RefSeq lists its product as uncharacterized. Bases 712 to 5013 code for a protein of 1433 amino acids. The record is from RefSeq and is a predicted model, not a curated record. The transcript is spliced from 28 exons. Lineage: Eukaryota; Viridiplantae; Chlorophyta; Chlorophyceae; Chlamydomonadales; Chlamydomonadaceae.
AUGGCUGACAACGUUUAUCCAAGCGCUCGCAGACGGCUAGAAUUCAACAUGGCAUUGAUGCAGGCUGCCUCAUUCGACGCCUAUCCUGUGACACCUUCCCGAAGCGUUGCCUUCGCUUAGUUGAAAUUAAUGCGCGUAGAAUGUUACAACAAAAAUACACACAGAACCUUGAUGAGUGGAAGACAGCGUAAAAGUAGGCUUGGGGCGCUUAAACAACAACUAAAGGCUGCCCCUGGCCGUCCGUCAGGUUCAACAAAUGACGCUGUCAGCAAUAGCAUUAGAACAAUUGAUGAUGGGCGCAUCGUUUCGCUGGCGACAGUGCGGACAGGAGCGCCACCGUUGUCUGCGGUCACACUAGCUCAGCCUCUGUCCGUUGAGCUAUCUGGCGACAAGUACGAUGUCAACUAUGGCGGGGACGCGGCAUCAGGACGCGAUGUCUGCUUCGACGCUGGCGACGAGCCGGAAACCUUACAUGAAAGCUUGCAGGCGCCAGUCACAGGCACAGUCUCAGCUACGAUCUCGGUUAUGGACGACCAGGAUCCUUUUGCGGUAUUCGGUUGCUGCGACAUCUCCGGAUGUCCCCACCCUCCCCAGUCUGGUGGCGUCGCAAGCCUGACGACUUUCCUGGCGCAGAUUUUCCCUGACAGCGCGCUGAAACCUGUGGCAACUACACGCCAGAAAUCCGUCUACUGCCUCCCAGCCGACCACAAAAUGAAGCAAUUCGUCCUCACUACCUUCCAAACUAUUACCUUUGCCGACGGCGUGCAUGUCAUCUCGUAUUGCACGUGCAAUCCAACUUGGCGCGACAAGGCGUCUGUGUUCGAGUGCGACACGAGUCCGUGCACCCGCGCAGCCAGCCUCGCCGCGCUGGGCCACGCGUGCCCGCACGCCCGGGCUCUGCAGCUCCUGUGGACGUGGCAACCGACCCUGCGUUCGAUGCCGCUGCACCCUCUGACGCGGCUGUCUGACCCUGACCCACCACCCAAGAUCCAGCAAACACAGUUCCCUGGCGCCCCGCACCCGCAUCUGUGCUCGGUUUGGCUAGUUGGUUCACCGCUGUCGGGUGAUGCUGCUGUCGUGUACUGCCAGGGGGGCGUGCACAGGUGCACAGCAUGCUCAGCCAGCAAACGCUGCUUGCACGUCAAGCAGCUCACUGGUGCUGACCAGGGUGCAGCGGCAGAGCGUGAUGACACUGAAGACGCCAUCGACGAGCUGGCAUCUAUCAUCGCCAGCUACGUUGAUGCCACGACCGGCAAGCUGCAAGUCAGAUCAGUGUCACAAGAGCGAAUCGCGGAUGGCAUCACAGCGAAGCUGAACGUCUUCCCGGAGUACGGCACGCUGCCGAGCGUGUUCGUGCCUUACCUGCAGCCAGGUGCUGCCUGCGGCUGUGGUCGCCUUUGGAAUGAGGCGCCACUCAUCCACGCAAGCCCGCAGCGCAAGUCCAUCGUGUACAGCCUGACGUGGUUCCGCGAGGUCGACGUGUUCCAACGUAUGUGCACUUGUGGGCAGAAGCUCAACUGCAACUUUCGGGACUACGGUAUCCUCAACCUCAACAACCUUGAUCUGUUCAGCCACGAGCUGCUGCAAUGGUAUUCGGUGCAACUGGCCACAUCCGCUGUGCCUUUUUUUGCCCUGUGGCGCACGGUCGUCGAGUGCUAUGCCGAUCGUGGGCUGCUGCCUGAGCACGCCCGCGCAAGCACCGCCACGGGGCAUGACCACGCCAGCAUGGCUGCUGCUGCCGGCGGCGGCGGAGGAGGAGGCGGAGGCAGCGUGCGCAGUGAGCGCGGCGGCGCUGCGCAGCCGGGCCUUGGCCGCCUAGGCCCAGGUGGCGGUGGCGGAGGCGCCAAUGCCAGCGGCAGCAGCCCACCUGGCGACGGCGGGGCCGGGGCUGGCGGCUUUUGGCCGCAGCAGGUGAGCUCGACUACGACCAGCGGGCGGGAUGAUGACCACGCCAGAAUGGCUGCUGCUGCCGGCGGCGGCGGAGGAGGAGGCGGAGGCAACGUGCGCAGUGAGCGCGGCGGCGCUACGCAGCCGGGCCUUAGCCGCCUAGGCCCAGGUGGCGGUGGCGGAGGCGCUGAUGCCAGCGGCAGCAGCCCACCUGGCGACGGAGGGCCCGGGGCUGGCGGCUCUUGGCCGCAGCAGCACGCCCGCGCAAGCACCGCCACGGGGCAUGACCACGCCAGCAUGGCUGCUGCUGCCGGCGGCGGCGGAGGAGGAGGCGGAGGCAACGUGCGCAGUGAGCGCGGCGGCGCUGCGCAGCCGGGCCUUGGCCGCCUAGGCCCAGGUGGCGGUGGCGGAGGCGCCAAUGCCAGCGGCAGCAGCCCACCUGGCGACGGAGGGGCCGGGGCUGGCGGCUCUUGGCCGCAGCAGCACGCCCGCGCAAGCACCGCCACGGGGCAUGACCACGCCAGCAUGGCUGCUGCUGCCGGCGGCGGCGGAGGAGGAGGCGGAGGCAGCGUGCGCAGUGAGCGCGGCGGCGCUGCGCAGCCGGGCCUUGGCCGCCUAGGCCCAGGUGGCAGUGGCGGAGGCGCCAAUGCCAGCGGCAGCAGCCCACCUGGCGGUGGAGGGGCCGGGGCUGGCGGCUCUUGGCCGCAGCAGGCUACCGUCAUUGUCGUCAUUGGCCUGCUGUCAAUGAUGAUCACGGUGUUUUGCAAAGUAAUGCGCCGUCUCAUGGGCGCGUCGCAGGACAAGUUGCCGGCGCGUGGUGCAGUGAAAGCGUCCGCUGCGGCAAGAGGGUACGGCUUCUUUAUCAACAAGCGCGCAGUGUUUCAGGAAGCAUGGCUAAAUUUUGUGGCGCUACAAGAACCCAACUAUGACGCAGCUUUUAGGUGUCGGUGUCCAAGUGACCAGUGCAUGUUCGUGAUUGCUGAUGGAAUCCUACUGGGCGUGCGCAAGGAGAAGAGCCAUCUUCGCAAGCCGUGGGGGCCACCGGUGAGCGAACCGUGGCGGCCUGGAUCACUACAUCGGCAGCGAUCUCUGUUGCCGCGACAUGCCGCAAAGAUCCUGCAGCGCAUGUGUACUGGAGAUCAGCCUACAGUGACGUCAGCUGAAUACAAGUCCCUGCUGACGGAGGUAGACAAGAAGUGCAUGGAUUUGAAGCCAUACAUAGCAUGCUAUGCUCCGGCAGGGGAUGCCGGAGGCACAGACGUGUCGGAGGCUUCACCGCAACUGCAGUCACUUCUACUGGCAGCUGCGUCAGAGAGCCCUGUGUGUGCCUACGUGCCUGGUAUUGUCCAUUCCCUGAUUGAUGCCAUCCUGGAGGUUUCCGUCCCAACGCCCCAGUCAUUAAUACAGCUGACUGCUUCAGCUCCCCUGCUGGGGCCAUUUGUUUCACGAGAAUGCAACAGGAAUGGGGGGGCGCUGCCGUUGCGUGCACAAAAGCUUUUGCGCCUCCUCUUAUCUGUUGCCCGGAAAGCUUAUCAGCGAUCAGAUGAUCAGGUGUAUGUGGCAGGCACGACUCCCAGAUCCCCCAAAGAUGUGUUCUCAAAUGUGGAUUCGGCUCUUGAAGGCCCAGCAGGGGCACCACCACAAGGGCCCGGGGCGGCUGGCUUGGCGGGGACAGCGGCACCGGCAGGCGCAGCAGGGGCGCCACCACGAGCGCCUGGGGCGGCAGGCACAAAACGCAAGGCAGCCCCUGCAGGCGCAGCAGGGGCGCCACCACAAGGGCCUGGAGCGGCUGGCUUGGCGGGGACAGCGGCGCCGGCAGGCGCAGCAGGCGCGCCACCACAAGGGCCUGGAGCGGCUGGCUUGGCGGGGACAGCGGCGCCGGCAGGCGCAGCAGGGGCGCCACCACAAGGGCCUGGAGCGGCUGGCUUGGCGGGGACAGCGGCGCCGGCAGGCGCAGCAGGGGCGCCACCACGAGCGCCUGGAGCGGCUGGCUUGGCGGGGACAGCGGCGCCGGCAGGCGCAGCAGGGGCGCCACCACGAGGGCCUGGAGCGGCUGGCUUGGCGGGGACAGAGGCGCCGGCAGGCGCAGCAGGGGCGCCACCACGAGCGCCUGGAGCGGCUGGCUUGGCGGGGACAGCGGCGCCGGCAGGCGCAGCAGGGGCGCCACCACGAGCGCCUGGAGCGGCUGGCUUGGCGGGGACAGAGGCGCCGGCAGGCGCAGCAGGCGCGCCACCACAAGGGCCUGGAGCGGCUGGCUUGGCGGGGACAGCGGCGCCGGCAGGCGCAGCAGGGGCGCCACCACGAGCGCCUGGAGCGGCUGGCUUGGCGGGGACAGCGGCGCCGGCAGGCGCAGCAGGGGCGCCAACACAAGGGCCUGGAGCGGCUGGCUUGGCGGGGACAGCGGCGCCGGCAGGCGCAGCAGGGGCGCCACCACAAGGGCCUGGAGCGGCUGGCUUGGCGGGGACAGCGGCGCCGGCAGGCGCAGCAGGGGCGCCACCACGAGGGCCUGGGGCGGCUGGCGGAAGCAAUACAGGCUCUCCCGAACAGGAAUUCAUGACUUCUGGGUUUUACUACCCUAGCAGGCCUUGGUUGAAGCACCUGGGGCACUACUUCUCGGAUCGCCGCACGCAGAUAACUGGCAAGCAGCGUUGCACCAAGUACAAGUACGACUCAAAGAACCUGUCGCCUGGGCUCUUUGUGAUGCACUGCCUCAACUGCGGUGUGUGCCUGGGCUUUCACAUGUUGGAGAAUGCGGAGUCCCCCCAGGCCCUGUUUGAGGUCCUGUACACCCGGUGGCCACAGCCACCCAAGGUGGUGGUGUACGACAACAACUGCCACGCGCAUGCGUACUUCCUGAACCGGGAGCCGGAGUGGGUCACAAACACAUUGUUUGUGAUCGACAAAACACAUUUCCGGGGUCAUACGGGAUGCUGCAAAGCAUAUGACAUCGCGCGCUACAGCUCGCUGGUGAGCCUCAACUCCCAGUUAGCUGAGCAGCGCAACGCCAAGCUGGCAAUGCUCAAGUCUCACUGCGCCUACAUGUCGCAGCCGCUAUUCCUCGUGUAUGUGCGGCACUUUCUGUACAUGACCGACAAGCUGAGCAAGCGCGCUGAGAAUGCACGCUAGUUUUGAGGCCGGUAUGCACAAUGGGUGCGGUUGUGCGUAUUUGACCUGUGUGGAAGGGUUGCCGAUAGCAGUCACGCCGUAGCUGGCAGGCCGUAGCUGUGUGGCCCGGUGUAUUGUGGGCCGUGGUGUUGUGAGGCCGCUUUGGACAACGAGAGCGCAGCUGUCAUCACGCUAAGAGGUUGGAGAGUGUGGGAAGGAGGCGCGGUAUAUAUAUAAUACCCCCUUCAACGGACAAAAUAAUUCCAGUGAAGGUGUAUACGGUAUAGCUGACGGGCUGCAAAUUACAUGCUCAGUCGCGACAUGGAAUUGGUAGUAUGCCCGGUAACUACCGUACAGUACAUGGCAGUACCGGCUGCGCGCUCAUGCAUUCCUGGGGCUGCAACUUGAUUGUUGAAUGCCGAGGUCUGGGAGUACGCUGCACGCUACGGAGGUAUGCCAACCUGCCCCUUGCGGCCUUGCCAUGCCGCCCUCCACAAGGGGAGACCUAAGGGUGUCAUAGCGAGCUCGGCGCCAGUGGGGCAUGGACUGCCGAUGAAUUGGACUGCCAGCCCCGGAGUACCGGUAAUCCAGCCCCUGCACAUGGGAAAGCGGGCUGGGAAAGCGGGCUGGGGGGGCACAACGAGCUGGGAGGCAUCACGAGUCGGCCUGACCCUACCAGCUCCAUCCCGCAUUCCUGUGUAACGGAUGGGGCGCCCGGCGCCAAGAAAUUGUGCUUGCAGGUUUUGCGGCAAACCGUGCAUAGCACUGAUCUACCCUCACCUCCUGCAUUCUCUGGGCACAUGUCUUGACUUUGCGUUUUUGGUGUGUCCGUGUGUGUAUGUGUGUGUGGCCUUGACGCCAGCAGCUAAGGCUGCACGUAUUGCUGAGUAGGAGUAGUACACAUCCUUGCGGUAUCUGCCUUUUGCCAGUCGUGUUAAGCGGCAGGCAAGGCUAGCGUUGGCCAGCUAGGAAUACGGCGGGCGCGCUUGGUAGGCUUAGUAGUUCAGUUGCGACAGCAGCCAUGUAGUCCCCUUGAGGCCCGAGCUCUGUGCUAGGAUAGCGGGUAAGCCUCGUCCUGUCUUCUUAGU